AUGUCUACUCAAAUCCGCAAGAACUCGGAGACACUGAACAAAGAGUUGAACACACUUAUUGCCAAAUACGUGGAGCAAAAUCCAGGCUCAGAGAAAGCAUAUGAUAGGGCACGACAAAGCCUUCCAAACGGCAGCACUCGUUCAGUUCUAGCAUCGCAUCCUUUCCCCCUAUCCGUCAAGUCUGCACAGGGAUCAUGCCUCACUUCCGUUGACGAUAAAGUGUAUGUGGACUACGUGUCUGACUUUACUGCCGGUCUUUUCGGUCACUCAAACCCCAUCCUUCAACAAGCCAUCUCCCAAGCCGCAACCAAUGGGUUCAGUCUAGGAGCUGUGACUGGACUAGAAGCUGAACUUGCGGAGUCUCUGAAAGCCCGCUUCUCCAGCAUUGACCUGGUCCGGUUCUGCAACUCAGGCACUGAAGCAAACACAUAUGCACUUGGAGCUGCCCUGGCACAUACAGGCCGCAAAAAGGUUCUCGUUUUCGAUCGCGGAUAUCACGGCGGAACGCUUAACUUUGACAGCGAGCCAAACCCACUCAACAUACCGCAUGAGUAUGUCAUCGGAGCCUACGACGAUAUUGAAAGAACUCGAACCGUCCUGGACUUUGAAAUUGGUGCCAUCCUGGUAGAGCCAAUGCAGUGUUCUGGAGGCAUGCGUCCGGCGAGCGAAGAGUUCCUGCGCUUCCUCCGCGAGGUAGCCAAUACCCUUGGCGCAGUGCUUAUUUUUGACGAGGUGGUCACAUCUCGCUUGGACUACCACGGCGUGCAGGGUAAAUUCUCGAUCCGUCCCGAUAUGACUACCCUUGGGAAGUAUAUUGGAGGCGGCAUGCCAUUUGGAGCUUUCGGUGGCAGGAAGGAAAUCAUGGGGCAAUUCGAUCCUCAAUCAGGCACUAGCAAGCAGCUCUCUCACUCUGGCACUUUCAAUAACAACAUAUUCAGCAUGAGUGCAGCGGUCGCGGCUUCAAAGAUCGUGACCAAAGAAGCUAUUGACAAUAUUAACAUGCUUGGCGAGAAAGCUCGGUUGGGCAUAAAUGCCAUCCUCCAGGGAGAGGGCAAAGACGACAAAGUUCUGGCUGUGGGCUGUGGGAGCUGUGUUGGACUCCACUUUGCAGGACCUGAUGCUGAUGUUCUUCGUGAACUAUGCUACUUUCACAACAUCCUCCAGGGGUUGUGGAUUGGCCGUCGUGGCUUCUUAGCUUUCAAUUUUGCGCAUACUGAGGUGGAUGUUGACAAACUCCUCGCCUCUUUCACAUCAUACGUUGACCUCUAUGUUUGA
Messenger RNA from Penicillium nucicola, 1275 nucleotides. RefSeq names its product aspartate aminotransferase family protein. The coding region runs from base 1 to 1275 and encodes 424 amino acids. Lineage: Eukaryota; Fungi; Ascomycota; Eurotiomycetes; Eurotiales; Aspergillaceae. The transcript has 2 exons. The record is from RefSeq and is a predicted model, not a curated record. Gene Ontology annotation, molecular function: pyridoxal phosphate binding; transaminase activity.